Molecule: messenger RNA, 2040 nt
Organism: Thermothelomyces thermophilus ATCC 42464
Lineage: Eukaryota; Fungi; Ascomycota; Sordariomycetes; Sordariales; Chaetomiaceae
Exons: 3
Coding region: 116-1792 (558 amino acids)
Biological process (GO): intracellular protein transport; endocytosis
Cellular component (GO): cytoplasmic vesicle; clathrin adaptor complex
Source: RefSeq, a predicted model, not a curated record
GUCAGCGCUUCCCCCAGCUUCGCGGGGCCUGCCAACUUGAAACUUGAACCUACAACACGAGGAACAGCAACGAGCCCGACCUCGAAACUGCAAAGGCGGGGAAAACAAAGCCACUAUGAACGGAGUGGUCGAGGCGUUACAUAUUUACGACGAGCACAACGCCCUCAUCUUGUCGCACACAUACACGUCGCGGCCGCUGGCGGCGAACCAUCUUCUGCCCCUCUAUCUUGAGCACCCUGUUCCGCGCCCGAACCUCAUCUACCUGCCCAACACCAACCCGCCGACCCUCGUUUUUAGUCUCAGGCAUGCGAACCUGCUCUUCCUCCUGACCACGUCGUCCGAGAUCGAACCGCUGCUGGUCCUCGAGUUCCUGCACCGCGCCGUCGAUGCGCUCGAAGAAUUCCUCGGUGCGCCGUUGCUGGCCCACAAGAUUGAGGCCAACUACGAUGUGGUCGCCCAACUCCUUACCGAGAUGUGCGAUGCCGGCACCAUCAGCACCACCGAGCCCAACGCCCUGCGCGACCUGGUCGAGGUCGAGGGGUUCAUGGACAAGUUGCUAGGAAAUCUCAACCUCCCAACGAAACCACCCUUCGCAAAUACGUUCACCGCCCCAACCCCGACCCUCCACGUCCAACCAAACACGCCCGCGCUCCCCUGGCGCCGCGCCAACGUGCGCCACACCUCCAACAAGCUCUACUGCGACGUGAUCGAGACGCUGUCGGUGACGCUCGCGCCCUCGGGCCGGCCGCUGGCGGCCUUCGCCAACGGCACCAUCGCCUUCACCUCGGAGGUCUCGGGGGUGCCCGACAUCGUCAUGACGCUCACCGGCCCCGGGGGCAGGCACAACCUCGGGAGCGUCAUCGACCUGCCCGUCUUCCACCCCUGCGUGCGCCUGGCCCGCUGGCGCGAGCAGCCCGGCGUCUUGUCCUUCAUCCCCCCCGACGGCCGGUUCACGCUGGCCGGGUACGAGGUCGAUCUGAUGCCGCUCACGGGCGAGGGCGCCGCCGCCUACGGACUGGGGGCAAACCCGCUGAGGCUGCCGGUAUCGCUGGAGAUCAAGACGGGACUCGGAUUGACGGGGUCGGAAUUCGAGGUGAGGGUGCAGGUGAGCCGGGUGUUUGGCCCCGCCGGGGCUGGGCCAGGUUUGAGGGGAGGAGGAGCUGGUGUCGGCAGUGGUGGUGGCGGCGGCGGCGGCGCACGCGGCUUCGGGGUGGGCUCGCCGCAGCCUGGCACCCCGGGUUCGCCUGUGCUGCAGGAUCUGGUCGUCUCGGUCCCGCUGCCGGCAGACGUAAGGAACCUCUCGGAGAUUCGGCCUACAAAGGGGGACGCCACCUACAACCCCGGAGACCGGGCGCUGGAAUGGUCCAUUUCCAACAAGGAAUUAGCACAGGGCACCUCACCGUUUGCUCUGCGGUGUACGGUUGUGGGGCACAUGCCCGACGAGGAUGACGAGGAUUCUGAUCCCACAGGAUUCGGAUUUGGCAGCGGGGCAAGCGCAUACUCCUAUGACGAGCCGUACCAGGCUUCAUCGCCUGUUGCAAAGACGACCAAGGCGCCCCCGACCGUCGGAGCCGGGGAACGGGAUGAACGCAGGGCGGCGCAGAAUAAGAUUCUGAUGCCCAGCUCGGCCUCGGUUAGCUUUGCCGUUAAGGGUUGGCUGGCCAGCGGGAUCAAGGUGGAGGGUAUCCAUCUCGACCCAAGGAAGAGCCGCGGUCUGGGAGAGAGCGUGAAGCCGUACAAGGGUGUCAAGUACUUGACGGUUAGUAGAGGUGGUGUCGAGAUUAGGUGCUAAUAAUCCACGCAACGGCUCUGCCUGACCGUGCACGCCGCGCAUUCGGAGCUGUCCUUGACCGCGUCCUCCUCCUCCCUCGGAGAACUGCCAUACGUUCCAACCUCACCACACCACUCCCGUACUGUCUGGUCGAUGGGGGCCAGGCUUGUAUUGUGGUGUGCUUCAUCAGGACGCAGAUAUCCACCGACCGCCGUUCGCUUGUCAAUCCUCCCGCGUUCUUCCUUGCAAUACUCCGUAGUGUAUGUAGU